Messenger RNA from Aplysia californica (California sea hare), 5306 nucleotides. Its product is annotated as cytochrome P450 1A1-like. NCBI's taxonomy places the organism in Eukaryota, Metazoa, Mollusca, Gastropoda, Aplysiida, Aplysiidae. Gene Ontology annotation, molecular function: iron ion binding; steroid 17-alpha-monooxygenase activity; heme binding. The transcript has a single exon. Gene Ontology annotation, biological process: hormone biosynthetic process; progesterone metabolic process. The coding region runs from base 41 to 1555 and encodes 504 amino acids. The record is from RefSeq and is a predicted model, not a curated record.
UCAUUCAUUUCCCAUCUUUUUCAGAUUCAUCAGUUUCACCAUGCUCUCAGAGUACGUGAUAAUCCCCUUGGUUCUUUUAACAAUACUCUUCCUUAUCUAUGAAGUUAAAAAGCACAAGAAGACAACAGUCCCUGGACCACCUUUCGUGGAGGGUAUUAGAACGCUUUUAAAAGGCCUUCAACAGAAUACACUCCAUAAGAUUGCUGCAAAAUGGGCUGCCAGAUAUGGCGAUAUCGUAGCAGUCGACGCCGUAUUUCGCCAAGUCGUCUUCGUUAACAAUGCAGGGCUGGCUCGCAAACUGCUCUGUGAUCCGAACACGAAGGAUCUGAGCAAUGACAGACCACCGUCUUUCACGGGGAAAGAGGUGUUUUUAAGUUACACAGAUAUCAUAACCGCGCCUUACAAUAAAGAUUUAAGCCAGAGAAGACGACUGUUUCACAAUGUACUCAAGUUCUACGGUCAGGGCGUCCACAAUUUUGAACAUCUGAUGAAAACUACUUCUCGGCAAUUAAUUGAUCGUUUGACACAGUACGAAGCGGACGUGCCUCUGUCGAUGGAACUCACUCGUUAUAUCCGCUGGGUAGUUGGGCUACUCCUUAAAGGCCCACACACUUGCGAGGAAGAUCUGGAAGCCAUGGUGACAUUUGUGAAUAAAGUAAACGAAUCGUACCUUUUUGAAAACGAAAUAUUCUUAGAAACAUUUCCAUUUGUUAAACAUAUCCCAGGUCUGAGGCUUAGACAGCUCGUCUUGGAAUUGAGGGCAGCUCAUACAGACCUGAAAAACAAAGUCUUCGUCUCUAUUAGAGAGACCUUCAUGAAAGGGGAGAAAAAUAGCAUCGUUACCGACUUACUGGAUCAGCAAGAAGAGCUGAAACAAAAAGGAAAUUAUACUGAUCUUUCCGAUGACGUCAUCAUAAGCCUUAUUUCGGACAUAGCUGCAGCUGCCUAUGCAACGACCGCAGGUACCCUGACCACCUUGUUUUUGCAGGUCAUUAGUGACCCAAAACUGCAGGAACGUAUGUAUAAAGAAAUCCGUGAAGUCAUUGGAAAUGAUGCUCCAAGCUUUGAAUACAAACGGCAGAUGCCUUACAUUGAAGCAACGAUUCUCGAAACAAUGAGGUAUUCAUCAGUUUUGCCUUUUCUUUUACCUCAUUAUGCAAGAAGUGACAUUAAUUUCGAGGGACAUUUCAUUCCAAAAAACACUUUCCUCCUCAUAAACUCUUGGUAUUUCCACCAUAGAGAAGACCUGUGGGAAGAUCCAUGGACAUUCAAGCCUGAAAGGUUCCUGGACAGCAACGGCCAACUGCUGGAGCCAGACCACCCGACACGUCAAAACCUUCUUGUGUUUGGGGCCGGCAGACGAGCGUGUCCCGGAGAAAGCUUUGCGAGGAUUCGUGUCUUCUUCGUCGUGGUCACAUUGCUCCAACAGUACCAGUUUCUUCCCCCGGAAGAUGAGGAUCUGCCAUCUUGCUGCCCAAGAGACUGGAAACAGCUGACGGUGAUAUCGCCUGAUCAGUUCAAGUGCCGGAUGAAACCCAGACCCAUGACGAGUUAGAUAAUGGCAAUAACGCUUGCUUGAAACGGCACGGAAACCGAACGACACAGAAGAAAAACGCAUCGCGGAUAAUGAAAACCUUACUUUGAGAUCUAGAAAUACGAAACAACGUUCGAACGAUUACUAUAAUUGUACCGGCAUCUGUGGUAGUUUCGAUUGGCUUCAUCUUGUUGUUUUGUUGAUAGACAUUCAACCUUUACAAGUUAAAAGGCAAGGGAUAUGUGGCAUGUGAUGUGGGAUCUUAACAAAAUGAUGAUCAUAACCUCAUAAGCAACAACAAAAAAGGCUUGUCAAAGUGUUCAUGCCGAGAUUUAAACUUUAGGUUCACGAACGUAUUUCAUAAUUAAGAGAUGCAUUGAAAAUGUUUUGUGCAGUAGCCUACCAACCAGAAAGCAAAAGUAGAGGCCAAGAGCAAGAAACUAUAUGAAUGUAAUGAGUUUAUCCUUCAAAGAAUUAUAUAAGCAAUAAAUUGUUAUUUUCUUCACGUUAUUGCUGAUAAUAAAUUUGGAAAAAGAUGGGACGUUGAUAGAAGUAUGGGAAACGGGCAUUGGUGACAAAUGGAAAAACAAAAACAAGGAAAAGGGAAAAGGGGGCAAUUCUACAUCACAUCCAGCAAUCUUCUUUAUAGAAGUGUGUUCUUAUGGAAUAUGCAAAGAGAAAAGAUUGAGGGCAGGUUUAUUGGGCGUUCAUUGUCCUUAAUAUUAUAAAAGUGUCCCAAUUAGGUACAAUUAACCUCACGUCCUGGUUCCUGCCCGUGAGUGCUUUCCACGCAAAUGGCUGUGACCGAAGUGAGCUAUUGAGGAAGAAAGGGCACUCUUAUUGUUCUUUGGCUGGUUUCAGACAAUUAACUAUAAAAGUUACAACUCUUGCAUCGAGGACACUCACUUUUACUUUGUCAAGUUUUCGGAAUCAGACCAAAGAGAAGAAAGAAUCGGACUGGGAACAAUUUAUGUCCUCUUGCUUCAUUUCUUUCUCUCUGUCUUUCUUUCUUUCUUACUUUCUUUCUUACUUUCUUUCUUACUUUCUUUCCCGUCUAGGUGUCUUCCCACGCACUACAGUACAUAGCCCUCUAACAAUGACCUCCAUUCGAUUCUGUCUGCUGUUUUCCGUAUCCAGGUUAUUGCCGUCGGCUCCCUGAUGUCAUUUUGCCUUAUCUCUGGUCUUCCUACCGAGCGUUUUUCUGUUCCUGGUCACAGUUCAGGGCAUUCUUUUUGUCUUCCUGUUAUCGUUCCUUCUGCUGAUUUGACAACCCCAAUUUUAUUUUGCCGGAGUGUAUUAUUCUUUUCAAACUUUGUAUGCUUAUUUGAUGAUGUAUUCCUGUCUAUACCCAGCAUCUCCCUUUCCAUUGCUCCAUGUACUGUCAUAAAUCUCUGUAUUAUAUUAUUCCAGUUAAUUUGCAAUGUUUGACACCCAUAGCUCAUUACUGUGACAAUGCACAGGUUGUAAACUUGUCUUUUUAGUGAUAUUAGCAGAUUUUGAUCCGAAAAUAUUUUUCUCUAUCUUCUAAAGCAGCAACGCCAAACAGCAAGAACUGUUUCCUUGUAAAAUGGAAAUCGAAAGGAUACACAGGCACUGCUUCAAGACUUGUCUGCUUCAAUGACCAAUUUGCUGAGAAGCUCUUGCCAACAAAGAGUUGCCUUUCUUGUAAAAAGAAAAGAAGAAGAAAAGAAAACAAAGAAAGAAAGAAAAACGGAAAGAAAGAAAGGCAUGUGCCAGUCCUAGCAAGCGUACUUAACACUCCUCUGCUUUAAAAAAGUAAGAUCAAAGUGAAGUACUUGAGGUACUCGCCUUUCUACCAAGAUCAAAAUUCUGUGGUAUAGACUGUAAGGUAUUAUGCCAUCGCAUGCUGAAGAAGUGAGUUUAAUGCCUGUAGGAGAAGAAAUAUUUCGUAUCUUCGUCUUUCUUCAGAGACGUUGUGUCCUUCUCAGCCUGUGUUCGCUCUGGCUGGCAGGCUCGAAGCACCCAGUUUCCUCGACUCUUUCGGUGCACUUUCAGGCGUAGAUCUUCGCGUUGGCGAAGUAUGUAACCCAAAAAGCCGCUUAGUCGGCGCUCUGGAAUCAAAGAGUUAAGGGCGGGUGGGGCACCAUGUCUAUUUUGGCUAUAACAAGGCCUAGAGUGCCCAUAUUUGCUGUGGGACAUUGUGUGUUAUUGGGGAUUUUAAAUCAAUAGUUUAAAAUGUAUACUGUGAAUCGGUUGCUAUGGAAACAGGCGUAAAACGUAAUAAUUACAAUAAUUACAUUAGAAGAGAAUGAAACGCUGAGCACUCAUCUUUUGCACUCGAACGUUAUCUCGAAAGGUUUUUACGGAAUAUCUCCCCAGAAAAGAUCUUGACUGAUCGAAACGAGCAAUACAAAGCCGGUCAUCAUUCAAAUAUUUUUUUUUCAGAUCAACAUUCAUCAUCAUUUUUGCAUUUUAUUAUACAUGUAUAAUUUCUGUUCACUUCUUUGUCAUAGAGAGUAUUUUUGUUAUACUUAUUUCAUAACCCUAUUUCAGCAACGGUACAUGUAAAUGGCUGAAGCUGCUUACCUAACUUUAUUAUUCACUUAAAUGUCCAUGUCGACAAUAUUCGAAAAGAAAAUGUAGAGAUUAUAAUAUUAGCAUAUGAGACGAGUGGUCACUGGCAGUUGCCUUUAUCAGUAUAAAGCUUGUGUAUGGUGACCAUUUAAUUGAAAUACCUGUGCCUGAUUUAAAAAAUAUUAUGAAUGAGCCAUACAAAAAAAAAACAUAUUGAGUACACAAUGCAAUCCGUGGGUUAACAAAAAUACAGAGAACAGCUGAUACAUAGUCGGUCAGCCAAAAUACACAAUUUAAUAGAUACAUAGUCAUUCACAUAAUAUUGUACAUGUACAUGAACAAUCUCAGACUCCCCCCCCCCUUCCAUUUUUACCAACCCCCAACCUCUGGAAUGCCACUAAACACUGCUCUGAUCCCACAUUUCAGUGCUAGCUUGUCGAUUUCCUCCCAAAACUGUCGAGUUGUCUGCACGUGGGUCUCGAAAAGAGCUCACAGUUCCUUGUUCUUGAUCUAUCCCUCAACGCACAGCGUCGCGUGGCGCAGAGUGGACACACGCGGCCCGUCGUUCCUUUACGUGGGUAGCGUCACUGCUGCGAGUUCUAGAACUAGAUCUACAUAGAUCUAGCCUUUCAGUUCUAUAUAUAUAGCUAUUCUUUCUAGGAUCAGUUACUGAUGUUUCUUUUUUGUUUGAGUGUGUACUCUGUCUCGCAGUAAGAAAACGGCAUUGCCGCAUUUUCAUCGUGCAUAGAGUAUAGCUGCUUUUCAGGACAUGCUACUUUGUGUAUAGUUUCUUUUUUCUGGGGUUUUUUUCUGUCGAGAAUACUUAACUGCUUUAGCUGUCAUUUAUAGUGCAUAUCUGAGCAAAUCUCAGUAGAGUACUUAAAUUCUGUUUUUCCAAUAUGAUUUUCUUUGCAUAAACGCACUUGUCAUUUCCUCUUUACAUGCCCAUUACGUAAAAUAUUAACAUAAUCUUAGAAAUGUAUGGUACUUUUAAAAAAAUUGUAAAUAAAACGUAUUUCUUUGUGUUGUCAUAUUUGUUACCACUGUACUCUUUACAGGCGCAGUAUGUACUCACUCUCAUGGCUGUAAUAGCUGCACAAGGGCAGACUUACAGUUGAACGAUCUCUCCAUCGCUACAGUGCCCAUGUCUUCUGUGGUCUUCUGUGUUCUUGUAUUAAGAUAGAUAAGAGCAACUGUACCUCUAGCGGAUUCAUUUUAAUAAAAGAAAAAUAUUAUA